AUGCCUUUACCCAAGGAGAAUGCCAAGCUCAGGACUGAGUGGAGGCGCGGGUGAAGCGCGUGUUGGGAUGAGAGGGCGAGUAAGAGGCUGAGGGGGAAGCAGCGGCUUCGGGGGCGCUGAGUGUACCUUAUGGCCAGUGUACCUUAUGGCCAGGCUUUGAGAAUUGGAUUACCACUUCCUCCCGGACUUUCCACGAUUUUCCUUUUCCUAGCCGCCCAGCCAGUAGUGAAUCACCACCCCUUGCUACAUGGGCGCUAGGCUGUGCUCAGUUUGGUGAUGUAUCGCUGCCCUUAGAGCAGGCUUAUUUGUCCUUUCCCUGUAAGGUGAUAUGCAUACUCUGCAUCCCCUAUGGCGUUGUCUCCUCCCAGGGGACCAAGGGUGUGGUAAAGGCGGUCGGAUAAUGGCUAGCAAGUUAAUAGUCUUUGAGGAGCUGUGACGGAUGAGUGGGCAACUUUGAACGGGGCCCAAGUGUUACUGCUCUAACCGAAUUCACUUGCUUAAGGGACCUCUGUUUCUCCCUUCUCUUGUCCUCUGGUUCUUUUUUUUUUUUUUUUUAAUGCUGUACCAAAGUGUUUCCUUCUCUUAACAAACCAACAUAUGGGUAUUAUUUAAUGUGAAAUACAUUCCAAGAGCCAAAUGAACCUUUAAAAAUGCCACUUGGUUGGUGAGGCAGGAGUACCUAAGGCUCACGGUAGGAAGGAUGCAGUAGGGCACAGAGGCCUGCACUCUAUAUAAAUGGCUUGAAGGGGGAAACCAAAUAUUUUUCACUGGCUUCUCUAGACUUGACACAUCUGAAGUGAGAUCAGAGUGGAGUGGGAGAAACCCAGCUGUCCGGGGUGAGGGCAUGUGGAUGGCAACAUGAAGGGGAAAGCCUCUGAAUUUGGAAGAUGAUUCUCAGUUGGAAUGUAUCGGCUGUGUGUGUGUGUGUUGGAGGUGGAGGUUGCUGUUGGGGGAAAUUUGAUGUCAGAAGUUCAGCCGGGCCCCAAAGAGAGUAAGAUGGCAGCAGAGUGAACUAAAGUCAUAAACGGGAAGUCCGGCUACCCUUUACUUUACAGAAAGGAAAACAUAGAUGGCCUUCAAAAAUGACUAGGAUUAAGGGAAUGAAUGGAAACAAAUUAGACUGAGAAGAACCAGCUGACGCGGCUCAGUUGCAGUGAUGAGGGUGACCUCACUGUAGGUUAUGUGACUAAGGCUGAUGGAGUUGCCUCACAUUUCCUCUUCUCCACCCAGAAAAGCUCUUUGGAUUUCCUCAGAAUCUAGAUGUUUGCCUAAUUUCUAGUGUCCAGUUAAGGGAGAGAGAAAGGGUAAAAGUUAGUUACAAAGAGGAUAAAUUAAGACAAGGAAGAUACUGUCUGCUCAUGUAGAGUGAAAAUUUAAAAAGCUGCAGUGCCAUUAAGAUGUCUAGAGCUUGAGCCUGUGGCAGUGCAAUUUGGGCUUUUCCUUGUAUCUAAGAUCCUACUUCUUUUUUUUGCCCCUUAACAGGUUUCUUAGUACCACACACUAUGGAGUGUUAAUGUAAUCAACAAAGGCAUCCCUGGUCACCUCCCUUGUCGUGUUCUUCCCGGAUGGAACAAGAAGACAAACAGGGCUUGUGUGAAGCCCAGGACUCAGCAGACACAGGGAUGGGCUCCGAUUUUGAGAACUUGGAAGACAGGGAAGAGGACCCAGAAGAAAGCGGAACAGGCUCUAAUCCACAGGACGCAGACAAGAGAGAAGGCCACCCAGAGCAGGAGAUGGCCUCCAGCCCAGAGGAUGAAGCUCUAAGAGAGGACUCAGAGGAGAGGGAACUAGUGUCUGACAUCUGCACAGACGGGCUGCUGAGUGAGGAAGAAGGGGCUCUCCCCGAGGAAGAGGAUGACCAACCUGGCGUAGCUGAGAUGGCGAUGUUCCCAGGACUGUCCGAGUCCGACAGCAUAUCCCGGAGCCCCCCUGAAGAGGAGGAGGAGAGUGCUGGGGACAACCGGCUAGAGGAGGAAGCAGCGCAGCCGUCCCCUGCCGUGCUUCCUUGGAGGCGGCAUCUGUCUCUGGGCACUCGGCACCGGGGCGACAAGCCCGUGCACCGCCGCUUUCGCCGGCUGCACCACCCCAUGGCCGUGGACCUCGGGGAGCUCGACAGCCUGAUGGCCAGCAUCAUGGACGCGCCCACCAUCUGCCCCGACUGCGGGGAGAGCUUCAGCCCGGGCGCCGCAUUCCUGCAGCACCAGCGCAUUCACUGUCUGGCGGAGGCGGCCGCCGCGGCCAGCCUGGAGACCUUUGGGUUCGCGGGCGACUGCGGCGCGGUGGUGGGCAUGAUGGGCGUGGGCGUGGCGGGGGGCUUCGGGGCGGGGCCUGCGCUGGCCCGGCCCCCGCGCGAGAAGCCCUUCCGCUGCGGGGAGUGCGGCAAGGGCUUCAGCCGCAACACCUACCUGACCAACCACCUGCGCCUGCACACGGGCGAGCGGCCCAACCUGUGCGCCGACUGCGGCAAGAGCUUCAGCUGGCGCGCCGACCUGCUCAAGCACCGGCGCCUGCACACGGGCGAGAAGCCCUACCCGUGCCCCGAGUGCGGCGAGGCCUUCAGCCUCAGCUCGCACCUACUGAGCCACCGGCGCGCGCACGCGGCGGCCAGCGGCGCGGGGGCGGCGGCGCUGCGGCCCUUCGCCUGCGGCGAGUGCGGCAAGGGCUUCGUGCGCCGCUCGCACCUGGCCAACCACCAGCGCAUCCACACCGGCGAGAAGCCGCACGGCUGCGGCGAGUGCGGCAAGCGCUUCAGCUGGCGCUCGGACCUGGUGAAGCACCAGCGGGUACACACGGGCGAGAAGCCCUACAUGUGCUCCGAGUGCGGCGAGACCUUCAGUGUCAGCUCGCACCUCUUCACGCACAAGCGCACGCACUCGGGCGAGCGGCCCUACGUGUGCCGCGAGUGCGGCAAGGGCUUCGGGCGCAACUCGCACCUCGUGAACCACUUGCGGGUGCACACGGGCGAGAAGCCCUUCCGCUGCGGCCAGUGCGAGAAGCGCUUCAGCGACUUCUCCACGCUCACGCAGCACCAGCGCACGCACACGGGCGAGAAGCCCUACACAUGCAUCGAGUGUGGCAAGAGCUUCAUCCAGAGCUCGCACCUCAUCCGCCACCGCCGCAUCCACACCGGCAACAAGCCGCACAAAUGCGCCGGCUGUGGCAAGGGCUUCCGCUACAAAACGCACCUCGCGCAGCACCAGAAGCUGCACUUGUGCUAGGGCUGGGCCCGAGGGUUCUGCCCUCUUAGGAGCAUGUGGGGAGUAGAUGUCUUGGGGACAAACUAUGGAGACGGGGAAGGGGCGGGAGGGACAAUCUGAGAGUGAUUGGGGAGCCUUUUGGUAUUAGGGGGUCUUGAAGGGGAGGGUUGAGUCGGAGGAGUUCUUUUGGGGUGCUGUAUUUCGCCUGCCGCCUCCUCAAUGAAAAAACAUUUGGGAGAUGUGCUUGAGCGUGGUGAGUUCUUCAAAUACACGGCAGAGGGGUGAGGGGCAUGGAGGAGCAGACACUUUGAGGACCUUGAGGAAGGGGCUUUAGUGGGGAGGGUAGGGGACAAGAUGUCAGGCAAUAGAGUAGGUUGGGCUGCGAUGGCCUGUGGGAAUCAGAGGAGAGGUGUGGCUGGAGUAAGGGUUAUGGGGUAAGAUAAAAAGUCAGUAUGAAUACUCUUAUCCUGGUCCCACCAGGUGUUAAGCCACUGUUGGCUCUAUCCCCCCCACAUCGGCUAUAGUCCUGCUAAAGUAAGGGAACCUUGUCAAUCCGAUAGGAGAGGACAUUUUGCAUACUCUUCCCUUCUUUUCUCUGAGCCAUAGAUAGCUACUAUUUUGAGGCAUCCAGGGGAGACUGGGCAGAAGAGCGACACCCCCUCAUUUCUAGGGCAUUUCUAAACUUCUGAAGUUUAGAAGUUCAUUCAUAACUGCUUCUCAGAUCUCCUGGGAAAUCCUCGUCCUGCUCAUGGUCUUUUGCUACUUUCUAUAAAACACUCUAGCUUCGGGCUGGGUCAAGGUGGUCUCUGUGGAUGACCAUCCCCCUGCCCCCGGUGUCAGGUGUGUGCCAGGCCCCGUAUUUCUUUCAGGUCUCCCUUGUGAUCUUUUAAGUGCAGGGAAAUGGGACAAUCCCAGCUGUGUGUGGCUUUCCCUUUCCCAGGUCAGCUUGAUGUUUGUUUCAAAUGAACCUGACACCAUGAGCAGUUGCCCCAGUGACCCGCUGCAAAAGUCAGCUAGCUCGGUGUUUCGCUGGCCUUAUGUGAAAAUCCAGGAAAGCAAAUGUUGACACGUUGGGGUGCAAAGCUCCUUUGUCUCAUUUGCCUUCACUGCAGAUCUGUGUACCCCUCCCCCUCUGUAGUAAUGGACGAGAUAAUUGAACUCCCACCUCCAUCCAUAUCCAGAUGGGCUCCAGUCUGAGUAGAAUUUCUUUUUCUCAUAUAGGGAGUCACAGUAGAAAGCUCAAGGCUUACACAAGGAAGGUACAAGCAAGGAGAGGUGUAAAUGCAAAAUUGCCAAAUAGCACAAGCAAUGAAUGUUUUCUGGUGGUUAUAUAAAUGCCAAAAUAGCACUUUUAUAUUUGCAAAGUGCUUUAUGCUUUUUAAUGAUUGUUAGUUGUUUCUCACAUCUUUGUGAGGUGGAUCAGUAUUAUGAACCCUGUCUUAGGGGAGGCCUGGGGACAGGGGUGUGGCAGGCUGUUCUGAAGAGAGGUGAUGACGGUGUGGAGCGGUGUGGUCUGACCUUUUGUGCUCUCCAGCUCAGCUGCUAGGAAGAUUUACCUGUUAUGAUUUAUAUAGUAAAAUAAGGACACUGAAAAUUUUUAUGCUUGAUGGAAAACUUAAGGCUAGUCUAGAAGGGCCAAAGAUGUCCUUGUUGACAAAGCUGGUCUUUGUCAUGUAAUUAGAGUGUCCUGAAUAUGUUCCAUUUCUCGUAGGGGGCUGUAGUUAGAUGACUCUUGUAUAGAUUUCAGUUACUUGUGCUGAAAAUCCUUCCCUAGGUUAGCCUUUAGGAGUUAGAGUUGUGGAAAGCAGUACUAUUUUCUUCACUAGCGUUUGUUUUCCUGUACUUUCCAUGGAAGCAUCUUCACAAGCUGUUGGACACACUUGAAGGAAAAAAAAAACUACAAGCUUGUUUUUACAGUUUUAGCAAACUUUCUGUGGAUGCUGGUAAUUUAUACUUGAUCACUUAGUUGUAUUCUAGCAAAGAACCUCUUUGGGGACUGUAGGAAAGCAUGUUUUUGUUGUUAUAAAAACACUUUUGAAAAAAAUCCUGAGAAUUUGGGGCUUAUAUAAUGCCUGUUGAUCUUGCCCUCUUAAUCAGUUAUUGUUACUCACAAAUCAAAUAGGUUUUCAAAAUAUGGAUAGUUGGGGAAGACACUAAUUCUUUUUUAUUUUCAUUUAGUCGAGAGUAAUUCGAGCAAGGCAAGUGUCCAUUAUUUAUUCUGACUCUUGUAGUCUGAAUACCAAGUGUAUAAGACUCACCUGAAAAUAAUAUAGCCAAUUUGUAGGUAAUCUUAUUCCUUUGUGGUUUUUUAAACGCACAUCUACCUCUUCCAGCUGUUGUAAGUUUUCUCAAGUCUGUGCCUAUGAAAUCUCAUCCAACUUUUGAUUAUUCAUGGGUUGAUUAUCCACUUUAUGAGUUAUUUGGCUUUUUGCUGCCAUUAUACUAUUGCACGGUCUUGUCUGCAUCAAACAUUGCGUAUCAGCAGCUUUUGAGAAAGAGUUCAAUGGGUAGAGGAGAUUGAAGCUAAUGUACGAUAAUUUACUGGCAGUGGAACUCUGGAUUUCAUUGACCUCUCUCGUUCUUUCUAUGACUAUAGAUAAGAGUGUCACCUAGUACUUAACUAUCCCUUCUCUGAGCAAAUCCUUUAGCAGAAAAAAACAGUCGAACCACCAACACCCAACUCUCAUGGUGCAUUUAAAAUGUGAUUCCACUUUUCUUAGAAUUCUUCAGGGAACAUACCUGCAUUAAGUGAGGUGAAAUGCAUUCAGGAGGUCGUUUCUCGUGUCUGGUUUUAGAAUAAUAGUAUUUCUUCAGCAAAUCCUGUGAACUGUGGUUCACCCUUGAAAAUGUUAAUCUGAAGACUCCUCCUACCAGCUUAUUAAUGAUGGUGGAGGCAAGUGUAUCAGUUGUUUCGUAGGGAGUUUGGUCAAGUUCAGGCUGCCCUUUACUGAGCAAAACCUGGAGCAGCUUGACUAGAUUAAAUCUUGAGCUCUGAGUUGGAAGGAGAAGAUGAGAAGUUAACCCCUUGAGCCAUGUGGUCUCUUCAAGAUCAAGAGGCUGUACAUAUGUGAAAAAGUACAAAUUAAGAACGUGUGUUCAUAGACAAUCUGAACUGUGUCUCUGAAGUUUGUGCACAUUUUCCUUCUCUGUAAUGUUAUUUUACAGCUAUUUGUUAAAAUAGUGAAUAAUUUAAUGAUCCUAAAAGUAACAGGUCUUGUGUGAGUGUGUGAUUGUGUAUGUGAGAAUUGCCUUAUUUUCAGGUGGUUUUAUUUAAUGAUGGUUCCUUGGACAGCAUUCUGCUGUUCAGCAACCAACAUGGAAUAUUUGUCAUUAAAUCCAUAUCCGUCUUUUACCAUGUCAUUCUUUCUUCUUUAUUUGUCACCCAUUAAAUGUCAUUCAGUUCAAUCUAUGGAAGAAAUGUUCUGGUAGAAAGGGAUCAGCAAACUACCAAAUCCAGACUGCAUCUUUUUGUAAAUAAAAUUUUAUUGGAAUACAGUCAUACCAGUACAGCCGUGCUUACGUUUUGUCUAUGGCUGCUUUCACACUGCAACGGCAAGGUUGAGUGACAGGGGCAACAUGGCCCAUCCUAAGAUAUUUACUGUCUGGAUCUUUACAGAAAAAGUUUGCUAACUUCUGUUAGAACGUUCAGGUGGAUCCUAGAUCAUCCAGGAACUGGCUAAUGUCCAAACCGUCUGCCCAUGUUGACCAGUAAUUCAGCACAGCACUUUGCACUAAUGUGGUUUGAGGUGUUGGAAAUGUGUUACUGUUAUACCAUUGGUAUUAAUUUCCAAAGAUCUGUGUCUUUGUUCCUUGCAACAAUCAAUCUGUGGGGAAGUUUGGCUGUG
Messenger RNA from Equus quagga, 7042 nucleotides. It is a transcript of the gene ZNF697, whose product is annotated as zinc finger protein 697. The transcript has 3 exons. The record is from RefSeq and is a predicted model, not a curated record. Gene Ontology annotation, molecular function: DNA-binding transcription repressor activity, RNA polymerase II-specific. The coding region runs from base 1566 to 3218 and encodes 550 amino acids. Gene Ontology annotation, biological process: negative regulation of transcription by RNA polymerase II. NCBI's taxonomy places the organism in Eukaryota, Metazoa, Chordata, Mammalia, Perissodactyla, Equidae.